Myodes glareolus (Bank vole) is the source of this 3046-nucleotide messenger RNA. The record is from RefSeq and is a predicted model, not a curated record. Lineage: Eukaryota; Metazoa; Chordata; Mammalia; Rodentia; Cricetidae.
GGAGGCACACAAGCAAUAAAGCAUUAUGUACCCCAUUGUUCCCUCAGAAAUAGAGAAUGUUAUGUAAGAAUUAUUCUUGUCAACAGAAUAAAAAAUUAAAGACUAAAAGCAGUUAUGGACCAUGCACUAAUUCCCUAUGGUUGCUUCCACACAGGCCCACAGCAGAGUUCUUAAAAAGAUCCAAGAAGACUGGCAAGAAGAUUACAAGGACUCAAAACUUUGAUCCAGAUAGAAAAGAAUACAUCGUGACUCAGGAAGCCCCCCCCCUUUUUUUGGAUUUGCAUGUUUGAUGAUCCAAACAAAUACCACAACCAUCAUUAAAAGGCUCAGAGCAAAAAUGACAUAUUAAUUUUAACAUUUAUUUUCCAGCUAAGGAAUUCUAGUAAAAUUAAAUUAGUUAUGAAUCACAAUACAAAUCAUCUAGUAUGAAUUGAUACACAAAGAAGCAGGUCUAUUAAAAAUUGGUAACCCCUGUUGAUUGAAUUUGGUGAUAAUAAUGGUGAAAGGAAGUUGAUAAAGUAGCUCUCACAACUCAUCCUGUGAUCAAAUUUAACACAGAUUAAGAAAAGUGUAGAUUGGUAUAACAUAGAUAUUGGGGAUAUUUUUAUAAAAAUAUGGAGAAUUUGUAGUGCUUAUUGGAACAUCUAUUUUUUUAUUUCUAUUAAGCCCAACUUUUGUUGAUUGCCUUGAUGAGUUCCCGAGGAUGAGCUGUGGAACAUGGCCCUGGGAAACUCUUUCCAAUUAUAAGUACCAAUCGUCCCUUUAGAAUGGUUCCUUCCUACUUUUCAGGUUUUUAAAUUGGGCUUGUGUCGUUCUGUCUGUAGCGGAUGAGGUGGACUUUACAUUGUAGUCUGAUUCUCAGUGAUAGAUAAUGCAGUGAAGCUCAUGACUACAUGCGGACAGCAGCUGAAUCUAAAACGUUUUUUCUUGUACAUGCUGCACAACCAUCAGCAUCUCAGAAAGAUUUUGUAACUACCAGACUGUUCUGAGAACACUGGUUAAAUACUUGAAAGGACUACAGAAACAGUAUAGUUAUAUUACUAAUAUUGUGAGAUUCUUAAAGAUAAAUUUAGAAUAAUACAUGAGAUUUUCUGCUUACGGUUUGCAAGCAUUAAAAUCUUUCAAUACUUCCAAUAUUAUGCAUGACAGUAUCUCUGCAUUUGAAUACUUAUCACAAGAACAUACUCAUUACAGGAAAUAAUUGAGUCUGGCAAUAUUGUCCCUGGAGAUUUGGAAAGUUUUUAUGUUUUUAACUUUGCUCUAAAUAUUUGAUCCCUCCCAGGCUCACUCAUAAUGAUUUCAAUUGUCUCCAUGUCCUUACGUCUGAUCCUUUGGAAGAUGUUUCCAAAGCUUAAAAUGCAAACAAUCAUUUAGAGCAUAACAAAGACCCACAAGAAACUCUGGCCCAUUAGAAAACAUUAUAGUGUUUUCUAAGAUUCAGCCAGAAUCUUUUAAAAAUCAUCUGUUGAUUUUUACCCGAUAACAGACUACAGGUAAGUAGAAACCUUAAGCAAAUAACGGGAACACCCCAUGCUGUCUUGUUCUCACCUUUGCCCCUGCAUCUCAACAGGGCCAAGAAUGAAGAAAGAUGCUUUUAGAACAUUAUGCACAGCAGCCAUUAAGGGCCUGACCUGAUUCUAACCAGGAAAGCAACCUACUCUUCAGGAUUAUCAUACAUCAUAUUCUGUCUUUUUGUUUUGGAAUUUGGAGUUUGAAGUUGUGGAUAAGCUAUCAGCAAAGAUUCUUUUAGUGGAGACAUCUAUUUUUCCCUCACACACAUUUGGAGCUUCCCUCAUUUGGUGUCACAGAGAUCUGCAUUUCAGAACACUGAAUAUCAUCCUCAGGAAAGCUUUUGAGUUCUACCGGAGGACGGACAUAUUCAUAUGGAGAGAGCCAACGGUUCCAUGUUGACAGAAUUUGUCUUGGUGGGGCUUUCUGACCACCCAAAGCUCCAGAAAGUUUUAUUUGUUCUGGUUUUGUGCAUGUAUCUGCUGAUCCUGCUUGGGAAUGGAGUCCUCAUCUCAGUAGUCGUCUAUGAUGUGCACCUGCACACCCCCAUGUACUUCUUCCUCUGCAACCUUUCCUUCCUGGACAUCUGCUACACAAGCUCUUCUGUCCCACUCAUUCUCGGGAGCUUUCUGAAAGGAAGGAAGAGAGUUUCCUUCCCUGAGUGCAUGGUCCAAAUGUUCUUCUCCUUUGCCAUGGGUGCCACAGAAUGUGUGCUCCUAGGCACGAUGGCACUUGACCGCUUUCUGGCCAUCUGCUACCCACUGAGAUACCCUGUUAUCAUGAGCAAGGGUACUUAUGUGCCCAUGGCGGUUGGAUGCUGGGUUGCUGGGACUGUUGACUCGUUGGUGCAGACAUCUCUGGCAGUGCAUUUACCAUUCUGUAGUAACAAUGUCAUUCACCACUUUGAGUGUGAAAUUCUGGCGAUUCUGAAACUGGCUUGUGGAGACAUUUCAAUCAAUGUGAUUAGCAUGGCAGGGUCAAAUCUGCUUUUCUUAGCUCUUCCAUUGAUAGUCAUUGCCAUCUCUUACGUUUUCAUCAUUGCCACCAUCCUGAGGAUCCCUUCCUCUGAAGGAAAACAGAAGGCUUUCUCCACGUGCUCUGCCCAUCUGACAGUGGUGAUUAUAUUCUAUGGCAGCAUCUUCUUCAUGUAUGCAAAGCCAAAGUCUAAAGCCACUGCUGGGGGAGAACAUCAAAGCCUGACUGAGGUCCUCAUCUCCUUUUUUUAUGGGGUGGUGACCCCCAUGCUCAAUCCUCUCAUCUACAGUCUGAGGAACAAGGAUGUGAAGGCUGCUGUUCAAAGCAUGCUAGGAGGAAAUCGUCUGAUGAAACAUAAAUGAUUAUUUGUUUAGACCAUGGACUUGCUAUUGGAAGUUGUGUUUACAUAAACACAAAAUUCAUAAAGACCGAAUGACACAUGAAAAUUCAAAGACAUUAAAAUAUUUUGGUUGCUUUUUUACAGUUACGUUUUUGUUAUGAAUGCAGAAAUGAGACACACUGUCAUUUGUUAAAUAUACUGUUACAGAAAUGCAAGAAUGCU